AUGAAUAUGGCCUUGAUGAUGUUUUGCCUCAACCACCUCCGUGAUGUUAGAGUAGCAAUGAUCAUAAUUUUUCUUCUCGUGAAACCUCAAGCCACAUGUGCCACAAGCGAGAUCAUCAAUCCAGGGGAGAGAAUUUACAAGGAAGGAAACGUUACAAUCGGCGGUCUCUUCCCAGUUCACGUAAGAGAUGAAUUUAGACCGAAAUUUAUGGGCUUAGCGGAAGCCAUGGUUUUUGCAGUAGAAAAUAUCAACAAUAACUCAAAUCUCUUACCAAAUAUCACUCUUGGAUACGACAUCUCCGACACAAACCUUGAAAACCGCCGGGCCAUGAAAUCCACUUUGGACUUUGUGAAUGUUCAUAAAUUUGCUUUCGCGAACCCUGAACUCAAUGAAACUUGCACAAUCUUACCCAAGGGUAAAUUUUCUCCGGUGGUCGCUGUAGUUGGGACCGGAACUUCGCGCUCCUCGAUUCUGGUGUCAAAUUUAUUGGAAGUGGAAGAUAUCCCGCUUAUAAGCUACGCUGCUACAAGCGAUGAACUCAGUAGCAGCGCCUAUCCAUCGUUUUUUCGCACUGUCCCUCCGGAUCGUUUUCAAUCCAAAGUCAUGUCGGAUAUUGCCCGUAAUUUCAACUGGACGUAUGUGGCUGCCAUAGCUGUAGAUGACGCAUACGGGCGAUCGGGGAUUGAAUAUUUCCGCAAGCAUUCAAAACCCCUGGGAAUUUGCAUUGCAUACGAAACAUAUUUCCCGUCCAACGGUCAGAGAGGGAAAGAGAAAAUCCGAACUAUUAUCGAGGACCUGAAAGAGCGGGAAGAAAUUGGUGUUAUAAUUCUGUACUGUACGAGUUCCCCGGCUGUAGAUGUUCUUACAGAAGCUCUUCGCCAAGGUCUCACUGGUCGCACUUGGAUUGCUAGUGAAGCUUGGGGAAACCAUGAUCGUGUAAUCAAGCGCACAGACUUGCAACCCAUCCUAAAAGGAAUGCUAGGGGUUGUAUUCACGAGCAUUACUGUGCCUUCCUAUAAACGUUAUCUUCUGUCACGCACUUCUGCUUACAGGCCAGAGCCAUGGUGGAGGCACUUCUGGGAGAGACAAUUCGGUUGCACUUUUAACGUCACGCCAUCAAAUGGGCUGGAACGGUGUUCAGACCACCUUAAAAUUACAGAGAAUAUCUACGAAGAAACUCUAGCCAGCAGCAUGUCUACCUAUGUUAUAAACGCUGUGUAUGCAAUAGCGCAUGCGUUAGACGCCAUAUUCAGGUGUGAAUCUUCUUUAAUGAGCCAAUGUCCUAAGACACAACCUUUUGUUGAACCACAAGACGUUUUGCAAUACUUGAAAAAGGUUAAUUUCACUACUGAAGUGUCCAAUGUGUUUUUCGAUGAAAAUGGUGAUUCCCAAGCAUCUUACAGCAUCAUCAACUAUCGAGUUGACAACAUAACAGGCGGCCAAGUGGAAACUGUGGGCACUUGGGAAGAGGGAAAGCUCCAACUCAACAGCAGUCUCAUAAUGUGGAACAACGGCCUGAAAGGAACUGAGGUCCCGCGUUCGGUUUGUAGCGAGAGAUGCAAGCCGGGAUACAGACAAACACAGGAGCUAAACUGUUGUUGGCAAUGCAUCAGGUGUUCACAGGACACUAUUUCCAGCGUGUUUGGGGCGAUGAAUUGCACGCCGUGUAGUGAAGAUCACAUUUCAAAUGAAGCGCGUACGCAGUGUAUGCGUGUUCCUGUCGAGCGCAUUCAAUGGGGAGAUUCAUUCGGAGUUUUAAUCGCUUUUUUCGCUGUUUUAGGAACUAUUGCUUCGAUCCUUGUUGGAGGAGUAUUUGUCUGGCGUAAUGAAACUCCAAUCGUUAAAGCAUCUAAUCGGGAACUCAGCUACACAUUUCUAUUCAGUAUAUGUAUGAACUAUCUAGGGGCCUUGAUCAACCUCGCCGAGCCAACUGAUUUUAUUUGCCCAUUACAACAAGUUUGGUUUUAUAUUUUCUACACUGUUGCUAUAUUAGUCCUCGGCGUCAAAACGAAACGAAUUGUACAUUUGUUUGAAAAUCGAGUUCCACGGUCUGAACUCACCCAAUCAUUCGUCCAGAGACACAAGCACAUUCUAAUACUAGUCGGCGUUAUAACCCUUGUGGUAUUCAUUCUCAUUACGUGGUUUAUCGACGACAUUCCACGGCCCCAUGUGGACAAAUCCAUCAGGACCCCUCACUAUUUGGAGUGUUUGGCAAGUUCCAGUGUGCUUGGAAAAGUUUGCCAGUAUCUCCUCAUUGCCAUUCUUGUCAUUGUUUCCGCAGUCUGCUGUUAUUUUGCAUUUAAAUCCAGGAAAUUGCCCCACAAUUUUAAUGAAGGAAAAUUUAUCGCGUUCGCAUUGUACACCAUCGUGAUCUCUUGGGUGACUUUUUACCCAGUUUAUCUGAACAUACGGGGUAAAUACUCUGUUGUUAUCGCAGGCGCAGCUUCUAUCAUCGCCGCCAGUGGACUACUGGUAUGUAUCUUUGCGCCAAAAAUUUAUAUAAUCCUCUUACAUCCUGAGAAAAAUACGGUCGCUUACAUGAAAAGCCAAAUUACAAACCACACUUUCCAUAGGAGUGCAAUGGAUGCAGAGUCCCGGCACAGGUCAUAUAACAGCCCGGAGAGUAACCUGGCCGCAGGGACCCCUACGGGAACCUCGGUUCAGGCGGGGACUCCGACGUCAUCGCGGCUGGAUAUCGUAGGUCCGAAAGUGACAGAAGCGGACAAUCAGAAGGCUGUUACCGCGUUAUAAUUUGUGUGAUUAUAGCGGAGGUUUGAGUUUCUAGACAGACUCUGCUUGUUAUUGUGAGAUAUUUAUUUUUUUCAUGGAUUGGAUAUUGAAUAUUUGAGAUUUAAGCUAAAUCGGAAAAGUUUUACAUAUUACAUUGGUCACUGCCAAAUGAAAACAGAACUGGUUUCACAUUAUGAGAUAAUGAAAAUGCAUUUUUCUCUGUUUAUUUGAAAUUUAAUGAAAACUCGAUUUAAUUUAAUUAUUCAAGAUUCAAAAUGAAAUUAAAGAGAAUUACAAAGCGAUCAAUAUUUGCAAGUGAUGCAAAGGUUUUAACCAAAUAAAUAGAUAUUUAAAAUAAAAAACCAUUUUAAAUAAAUGAAGAGUUGUGUGAUCUCUCAGUGGUUUGUCUCACCCUAAACAAUGUUAGUAUGUCGUAAAAGGCGGUGAAUACUCAGUCUAUGACGUUGAAUAUUUCCGCGUCCUUUCAUUGUUUAAAAAUUUGCACACAUCUGACGCAAAAGGACUUCAGUGAAAACAAAAGACAAAGCUUUCCUAGUGGUGUGUGGAUUAGCUGGUUCAUAUUGUAACCCAGAUGAUCAUCAACUUGUCCUCAAGACAAGCAUCAUUUUUCGAGGAAUGUGGUGAAAAUUUUUUUUUUUCCUUGUGUGCUAAAAAAAAAAGUGGUAGGCAUGUAGCUGAUGGAUUUUUUGCAUAACUGUGAAAAGAUCUUAAAAAACAUCUUACCAAAACUCAUAGGCCUUUUGGCAUAAUAAUCGUGUUCCGUGAGGUUAAUUUAAGGCUACCGUAUGAAAGUUGUCAAUACGAACGGCAGCUGAACGUCGCGUGCAUGAAAACAUUACAACCAUUGUGUUUAUACUUAAAUUCCAAUCAUUUUUUUUUUAGGGUCGCCCACCCUAAAAAUAGACUCCUGAAGAGAGAUCCGUCAUUUCCUGUUUUGUUCGAUGACGAUAGCACAUGUUUUUCACUUUCCAAUCGCUGAUUAUGUAAACUGACCGGCCUUCCUCAGCGCCCGUCCAAUAAAAGGGACCUUAAGCAGUCAGGACGGCAACGCUAAGGAGGACCUCGAUAAAAAAAUGAAUUUCUGCCUUUAAUUAGAAUUUCAAAAAUGGUUGCAUGUGUUUACCGUCUCAUACGGCGCCACACCUCAACUUCAGCAUAACGCAUAAAAGAAGCGUUGAGUUCCAAAUGGAAAUUAAAAUAAUUUGCCGUCGCGGUUUCGGUUCGCCGACGACGCAAAUUGUGGUGACGAUUUCAUGUUCUUGUUUUGCAUAGGAUGGCUAAGAAAUGUACAAAAUCUUUAGAGCAAAUGUUACCAAAAAUCAAACAUUUUUAAAAUUUCGUGGCAACAGUUCAAAAAUCAAUUUGGCCCAUAAUCUCAUGUUAGGUAGACCUUAAUGUAAAACAAAACACGGCAUAGUUCAUUUUGCUAAAUAUCGAUUUGUUUUCGAGAAAAUCGAUAAUCACUGAAUUUUGUGAAAACGGCGCUUUUUCAUUGCAAAAUUUAGGGCGAUUCACGACGCCUCGCGUUACAAAAUAAACACUCUAAGGCAAUAAAAUCAACCAUAUAUUGUAGAACGAUGUCAAAAAAAUACCCUAAAAACUAUUUCUAUCAUUUCUCGAUUGUUUACUUUUACAAUCUAAUUUAAUCAACCUAUUUUUAUCGAGAAGAAAACGUAUCCAAAAUUAGCCUAUUAUUUAAGCUUGCGGUAAUGCAUGUAAUUCGUUGAAAAACUAGCGUUUAAAAGUUAUAGAGUUUUUCUUUUAGAGCCUCAAAGGAUUUUUUGGGGAAAUGAUUCAGAGCGAAGGAAUCGUUUACUAAAGUUGGAUAAAUUGCGUUGCCGUUUUAACUUGUCGCGUGACAUGACACUGCAACGCACAUUACACUAGACUAAGCACCUAAAAAGUUAAGGAGGAUGCAUAAGUCUAUAUAUUAACGUAUAGAAUCUUACCUUUUUGCCUUCAAAUCAAUGAUGAAGAAAACUGUAUUCCUGAAGGUCUCGUUUGGUUGGUGAACUAAUCGUGCAAAACAUUUCCCACGACGUUGCGGUGGUAUUGUUUAUUUUGUAUGCUUCGGACGUUUAUAGCCUUUGUUGUGCGCAUUCACUGCCUCCAUUUUCCCCAAAAAUGGUCUUAGAGUGCCUUUCGUUAACUGUUGUUUGCCGAAACAUUAGUUUUGAACUGAACAUUGAACCAAAGCGGAACCAAGAGACCUCAAGUCAAAAACAUAUGUUGUCACGUGGGUGAUGUGAAAUAUCGCUUCAAGUGAAAAUUGUAACAUGGAACAAAUGACUAUUGGACCUAAGUGAUUUUUUAUUAGAUAUCAACGUAUAAAAAAGGAAAGACAAACGGAACCCUGUUUAAAAAAAGGAAGGUAAAAGAGUGACAAAUGCGAUCGCUAUAGAAAAAUCAUUACUUGAGGAAACAAAAAAAGUUUCGCGGCUUUAUCUCGGGGAAAGUUGUGAUGUCGUCGCUAUCAGUUUUAUUCGUAUAAAUUUAAUUAGGAAAGUCGGUACUAAUUUGAAAACAGGUGUCAGAUUUUGUUUGUUUUGAGCGAAAUGAGAUAAUUUGUUUGAAGUCUAAAAGGGGAGUCGUCACUUUGUAACAAGUUUAGUGAAACUUUGUAAACAGAGAGUUGCGACGUGUGUCAUUGAUUGAAUAGGGAGGUGUGCUGUUCUCUCAAGUCUAUCGUAGGAGGAAUGUGUGGAUUUCACAUUAGAGACAGGAAAAAAGAAGCACAAAUUAUCCCUUUACUGGCCUGUUCAAAACCAAUUUCCAACCAUACUGCAAGCCUGGGAUUUUCCGGUCCAGAGGACGAAUUCGAAGUUGACCUUAUCCUCAGCCGAACAGCAGUAUAUACUCAACAAACAAAUGCUAUGACCAUUUGUCCAUUACAUCGCGAAAAACUUGGUUUGGACUGGAGGCGAGGAUCUACUGCGAGGUGCGGGGUGCCAUAGGAAUUAUCCAAUCAUGACAGAAGAGGCAAAAAGUGGCCGAAGUGCGACCGAGGAAUCGGGAAAAUUGAUUCACAAAUAAUUCCAAAGAAAACUGGAGUGUUUCUUCAUAUAGGCUCAGGUAAGUUUGCAUUUUGUAAACUUGGUUUCACUCUACGAACUCUUUAAUUUGUUUGUCUCUUUAAAGUUAGAGGAGACUGAUGACCAAUCACACCAUGUGUUUUUUUUUUGUCUCAAAAUGCGUAGAAUAUUUGGCUGGUUCCCUCGAAUUUUCUCUGAGUCUAGUUACAGGAAACUAGUACUGCUAUCGGCUUCCGUAAUGCAAAACACAGUUUUGUAUUAAUAUGGGAUUUUGACAUGUUUUAAUCUAUACUCUCUCUAAAAUAUAACUCAAAAGGAAACAUAACCGUGAGGAGACUGGAACGAAUGAUUGGUUUCUGUAGUUGACCCCUGUUCAAUAAAUUGUCAUAGAUUUAAGUCUAAUUGUAAUUUCUCUCGCUCCCCCCCCCCCUUUUCCCUUGCUGUAAUUUUUUCUUCCUCUUAAAUUUUCUCUCUUAUUCUCUUCUCUUUCAUUUGUUUUUGUAGUUUAGAAAGAGAAGGACGAGAGAGGGAAUUUAAGACAUGUCUUCAAUGUGUCAGUUUUUAAUAGACGGCUCGUUAAGUUGUUUGCCUUUGGUUUGCUUAUUAGUUUGAAACUGGUUUUGGAGGAAAGACAAACGAAAAUCACUUUUAAACCUGAUCUCUGAUCUUGAAUUCAGAGAUAAGGUUGGGAAAUCUUCCCACCAACACAUUUCACGUCCGGUCUGCAGGCUGGCGUGUGAACAAACAUGACAACUGCGUUAUCUUGACAAAUCAUCUAGUAGUUUGGUUGAAAUUUAUAUUAAACGAAGGGACAGCAGAAACACAAUCUAUGCCUUUGAUUUUAAAACAUGUUGCUUAAGUUUUUACGUCAAUUCCUCUUUCGAUUGAAUGCUAUCUUUGAAACAAUUUUAUUUCUGUGUGUUACUUCAUAAAUUGGAAGGUCGGUUAGAACUGGGCAUUUUAUCCAGCUUUAAAAUUAAAAUUUCUUCGCGUUAAAUUAUUUCCCCAAAAAUUCCUUUGUAUAUGUAAAGAACAAUUACUCAGCUAACGAAAUCCAGAGUUUUCGACGUAUUUCAUUUAGUACCACAUACUUAGAUUAAAGGUUAUUUUUUAAUUUUUUAGUAAGUUUUCAUCUUAAUAAAAGAGGGUUCGCGGAUUGUAAUUAUAUUUUCAAAGUAAAUAGAAUAGAGUAGCUCAAAUUCCUUUUCACACAUAUUUUGGCAUCAUUCUAUGAGAUUCAGUAUAUUUUAUUUCUCAAGAGUGUGUUAUUUCGUUACGCGAAGCCUUCUUUUUCGCCCUAAAUCGUGAGCUCAAAAUGUGGCAAAUUCUCAAGAUUCGGUUAUUAUCGAUUUUCUUGAAAACUAAUUGAUAUUUAGCCAAACGAACUAUGCAGCGUUUUGUUUUGCAUUAAGGUUUACCUAAACUGAGAAUAUGGUCCAAAUUAAAUUUUGAACUGUGGCCACGAAAUAUUUGGCCGAUGGUAACAUUUGCUCUUAAAACGCACGUACUGAGUUAUUGUUCCGCCAAUUAGAUAUUUUGUUUUUCUAUGUCCUCGUUGCCGUCGCCGUCGCCGCUGUGGUUUGCUUAAGGUCACUAAUAACAGGAUGAUACAAAGGGCCUUAAUGAUGUGAUGGAAUUAACUUUACAAAACUGAAUCAAUUGGAAGUUUUUAGAAUUGUGCCUCGAUGGCCUUACUCACUUAACAUUCUUCCCCUCUCACGAUUCUCCUUCGUAUCUUUCAACGUUAUUUACUAUAUCUAUUGCCUGUUUAUUUAUUUUAUCCUACUUAUACUUGUUGGGCCUGACCUGAGCUAACAGGCCUUUAUAAUUCUUAUUCGGUUUCCUGGCCAUUAAUGUUUUUUAUUUCCCAUAUGUAAUUGCAAAUAAAAUAACAAAUAACAAAUAAAGUGAAAUAAAAAUAAACGCAUCAAGCUACCCUCAGACGUGAGAGAAAAUACUUUGGGAAAAUGUAGCUUACGCGUUCACCCUCCUACCGCCCCAGAGAGAUAAAGUUUCUCCUUUGGGGGAGGGUACAGCUACACGUAAGCCAAGGAAAAUGCAAAUCCGUGUUGUUUGUCUUAGAUUUAGCGUGGGCGUCCUACGACAUCAGUCAAAACAACAACUUGUGGCUUUAUCGUACCCAAAUCACCGCUCCAUUUUUUCCUGUCUUUUUUAUUAUUCUGUCUUUGUGGAUGAUUUUGUAAGAUUUGCCAAGUAUCGAAAUCGCCAAAUUAGUCAAAUUCAGCCGUAGUAGAGAAAGGGGCCACUCGGCAAGCGGAGGCGUCGUAUUCAGUAAUUAGUAACUAAGAGGACGCAUCUUAAGUUUCAGGGAUGGCCUUCCCUGAAUUUCUGUUUUUCUGUUCUUUUCCUUUCUUUUUCAAGUUUCUCCUUUAUCUUAAUCUAGGUUUGGGUUUUGGCAGAUAGAUUGCAUCAUCGUGUGCUUCCCCUCCUGAGAUCAAAAGUGAAUUCUGGAGGGAGAUCAUAUUUAUUUUUAUCGAGGAAUUUGUUCCUCUUUCAUCAAAAAGCAGAUUAUUGUCGUUCCUAUGACUGCAUGUGACUAGCUCAUGAUGUUCCUUUUUAACGGCUCAUCUGUUUAGUAAGUGUGUAUGUUUCUACGCUGCAAACUGUGAAUCUUGAUUCGAUUUUCGUUUUUAAAAUUCAUCAUCGAAUUAAUUUAAGGAGUAGUUUUAGUAUUCUGGAUAGGAACAUGAAAGAAACUGGUCAGGUCUCUUACUCAACCUCGCCUGUUUUUUGGUCCUUGGUCACCCCAACUCGAAAUAUGUGACAUUUGAAGUUUGGGCAUACGUGACAUGUUAGGGAAUGCGUAACGAUGAAAACGUGAGGCCUUGUUGACGACCUCCUGGGGAAGCUUGCGAACAAUAUUGACCGGCUCAACCAGCCCACGCACGCUUCCUUUGAAGACUGCGUGACACAGCUUGUUACGGCAGAAAUCACGGCGCCAAUCGUUCCACAUUCCAAAGUUUUACAAUUGGUCAACUUUUUAAGUGCUCAAUGCUCUAGGGAAUUAAGAUAAUUCCAAACUUCAAUGGCUUGCAUUAAUGAUUCAACCAAUAAUCUGUUUUGUUUUCUCACCUCUCUGUUAUUAUUGUGAUAAUCUUUUAUCAAAACAACACAAACCCAAGCAUGUCUCUGUCCAUAGUGGCUCUCUCAGUUGUCAUAGGUACAAAUCUUCCUCUCAUUCUGGGCACGAGUUCGGCAGAGACCAAUAUUCAAUGUCAUCAAAACAACCAAUAGAGAAAUGAUGAAGCUUUUGAACUAAAUUGAUAAUAUCCCAUUGCGGUUUGGCAUUGACCCUCCACCGUGGCAACUUAUUUGAACACCAUUCACGUUCUGGAUUUUGCACAGUUCGUGUCGAACAUAUAUAUUCAUCAAAACACGAUAAUUUUUUUUGCUUAACAUGCGAGCACAAGUACGUGUUUCACUUCACAUGACAUAAGCCAUUCACGGUUUUGCCUGACGUAAGUUACCUGGCACAGGUAUAACAUCCUGCAAUAUUAGACCUCAUAUCAUUUCUCUUUUCAUACCCUACAACAGUCACAGAAAAAAAAAUACGUGCACACAAGGAAAAUAAUUCUAUGGCGGUUGGGAACAAAAUACCAUGGUUUUAAGGUUUCACUAGGGGUGGAUAUACAGUGUCACGCUUCAGUGCGUAAAGAAUAGAUUAGGGAGGAGAGAGAGAAAUGUCGUUACAACUCAAGAAAAGCGGGAUUGCAAAUGGAAAGGGCCAAAACAUUACAUAUGAUACCAAAGUUGAAUUAUAUUUUGUUAUUCAUAAACACUGUCCUCAAGUUGGUGGGGGCUUUUUCUUCUACGAGUCUUGCAUUACUUGUGCCACUUUCUCCUUCCUUCCCACCCCCCCCCCCGCUACCUCGACGUUUCUCCAGGGUACUACUCACUGAGUCAACAAAUUCAUUCAAACUAUGCGCGCUCCCAGAGGUGACGAUUUCGUCUGUUAUUAAAAAUUACAUAUGUACACAAAAACUCAUUCCCAAAAUAGCCAAGUCGCAGUGUAGACGUGUUACUCUCGUGAGCAAUAGGAGUGGUACGGUAAAACAGAAUCUACAAUCUCACACUCUACAAAGUUCUCAAGACUUGUUAUUCACGUAAGGACUAACUCUAACGGCCGUGCUUUCAAGACGCAUUUUAUCAGCGAGGCCAACACAAACAGUGAGUCAACUUGUUUAUAGCUAGGUGUUUGAAGUGCCAUCUCGUGUCACAUAAUCGUAAGAGAUCCAAGCACCUCGGUCUAAUUGUUACUGAAGGACGAAUCUAGCUACGUGAGUUUCACAUCACGACAGAACGUCUGCGUUUUGUAUAGGAGAUAUCACCAACUGGUCUGAUUGCAAAAACGUUCUGCUCUGUUCAAAGAAACAACGGUUGUAAACAGUGACAGACGUUAUGUGUGAUCACAAUAAAUGCCACACACACCCCGUCAAGGCCUCAGCGGAUCCAUGUGACCAGUGGAGUAUAUUGGACAGUGUUGACGAAGAGACGCUAAAAACACUCAUCUCUGCGUUUGGACUAGAGUUGCAGCAUGAUUUACCAGAGUUAAAAGGAUCGCUUAAUUUAAUGACUAAUUCUUCAGACGAUGAGGACCCGGAGCGAUAAGGUACUACCGCUGGCGUAAGGGGAGUUAGCCUUGGAUCACAGAACCUGUCUAGACACAGGGAUCGAAUGUGGAUAAACGAUUAUAUAAAUUUAAGACUCUAUUUCAAAGAGGAAAUAUUUUGUACAAAAAUUAAUCGAACAUUCAAUGACACCACCGAUAAAAAUAUUUUAAUCUAUUUGUUGUUUCUGCAGUGAAAUCAAAGCCCUUAGGGCUUUAAAGGGAUCAUUCAAGCGUGGACAUAGUUGAAACGUGUUGAAAGCAGUGUGUCAUGUUUCCUUUUACGUUCAUCUUACAAAACCACAAAUACUCGAUCGUGGCCGAACACUUUUCUGGAAGCAGGAAAACACCCUAUCUUUAAGAUUGAUCAAACAGACGAUAGUAAUAUACAUGUUUUUUGCGGAGUAUUGCGAGACUUCGGUGGCUUCUUCGAAUUCCUGGCUUGUUGCCUGCUUGUGGCAUGCAAUGUGAUCGGAUACGUUAAAAUGUGCAUGUAUUACGAAAAAAGAAACAAGUUUAGAUAAUUAUUUUUAAAAUUCUCAAUAGCUCUGUUGAGCUAUCAAGAUAGUUUUGUUGUUUUCUGGGUCCUAGACAACUAGUUCUCUUUGAAAACAAACGCAAACAAACCUGACAUGCGAGAAAUUGACACUUGAAUGAAGAAGAAAUACUAUGCAUGCAAAAACGUAAUUAGAAUGCUAAAUGAUAGCAGAUUAAGCACGUCAGUAAAUAGGUUAUAUUCCAUCGCAAGUUUUAAUCAUUAAACAGCAAUGGGUAAAUCUAAAAAACAAAGCGUAUAAUGAUGAGAAUUUUUCUUUGAUCGGACGUUACAAAAUGUACCUCCAGUCACAUCCUAAUCGCUCCGUUUUCUUUUAAAGAACAUUGUUUACGAUCAUGGAUCACAUAUUUUGCGAGAAAAUGCAAAACCAAAGCAACGCGUGUUUUCGUGUAAAACCCUUUUCAUUUAAUUAGGCGUGUGACAUCCCUCUAUGGUAGCAUCUGCCCGCCAUGGAACAUGGAUUCUGUUUCAAUCGAGGUCUCACGAAGAUCGUGGUCGAUUGAAGAAAUUUGUAAAGAAUUCUUUAGGUCGAAUCACCAUGAAUAACUUCUUGGCACAGGAGAGAACACAUUUUAUAUAUAAGGCACAGUCAGUCUCGUGCGAAUCAGUACGCUCACGUACUAAGGUCAAUAUACUGUGUGCCCUCUUUAAGUUUUUCAUUUACCAUUUAUUUAUAGACAGAAUAUUUAAUGACCUAAGGGGGCCGUUCGGAAAGCUGGAGCCGGGUUCUGUAUCCUUCCAAACUAAAAGUAGGAAUAAGUCCGACAAUGAGUGAACAUUUUACAAUUUUAUCCAGGUCAUUACCCCCUGUGUUACAGCAUGUUGCGUGAGACGGACAUGAAUCUUAUUUUUUGUAACCUAAGUAAAAAUUGAAAAACAGAUAUCAAUUAACCAUUUUCUUCUUGGAAUGAGGCUGCAGCAUGGGAGGUACAUCCCGCCGGGUUCAAAAUAAGUGGCGCAUUUUAACCCUAACCCUCUCCACCCAUUUCAAUGAAUCCAAAUUGGCGCGCUUUACUCUUCGCUUCAGGUAUAAAGGUUUAUUGUAUGAUUAAUUCAAGCCCUAAACUGAUCUCGGGAGAAUUUUUAUUUUGAUGUACAAAAGUAAUUAUAGCACGAUGAUUUAUUUAAUACGCAAUUAAAAGUCACUCGUUAGAAGAUUGAAAGGCUAGGUCCAAAGAAGUGAGAGUAACACGAGUAUGAGAGUCUUUUUAAUAAAGAAUGAUUGCAACAACAGGUACCGAGGCAGAUCCGUAACUCUAUCACCCUCAAUCAACUUUGCCUAGAUGAUAAGCCCGUUGGAAUAGUCUACUCGUUGAGCUGCGGCAAUGCAUGAACAUUUUCUCUUACCUUUUGAAUCCAUGUAGUCCAGUAUCAUCUAAAACAUUCAUUGAGAGCGGGCACGUUUCCGUAUAAAGUCAUUAACGAUCUUCAGAAUUUUUAAUUAGUACUGGUUGUAACUUGCCGGAAUUUCUUAAGAUUCAUUUAAGCAUUGGUUCAUUAAUGAUGAAUGGUUUUCUUCCUGAUAAUUGAACAUCGUGGAAAAAUAAAGUUGUUGUUCUUGUUUCUUAUUUUCGAACUGAAAAAUUAAAACGGAAACUACCGUGAGCUUGCGACUCGGUGUUGGCCAGAAGUUCACGUGAGAAAUCAUACUCUCUUUUUUCUUUUCUUUUUCUUAAGAAACGUUUCAUUUUGGAGCUGAGGCUGAACGUUCUUUUUUUUUUUUGUAUGAUUUGAGCCUGACAACGUCCUUAACUUUUUCUUAAAUUUCUGUGGUAUUAUAUUUCAUUGACUAGACUAAGUUCGACCGCAAACUGAGUUGUUUUUCAGUGUAUCAUGCAAUACGAAAACCACAUCACGGUUAGGGUUUAAGAAUGUCCCCUAUGUAUUUGAACUAAUGAUCCUGUAAGACCACAGUUUUGCAUUCUUUUACUUAUAUUUAUACUUUUCACAAAAAAUGUGCAAAAUAACUGACUCUCCUGUUGGUUGAUCUCAGCUUGAACGUUCUUAUAAAACAGGAGUGCAUACGUUUGGAACCACCGAAAGUAUUCAGCGUAUCAGACAGAAUGACAUGAUGGUGAAUUUGAAAUCUUGAUACAAAUAAAAUGAUGGUCUGCGAGCUAAAUCAGUAUUGUGUUCGGUUUUACAUAUAAUUUAUGCUGAUCACGAAUGUUUACCCACCUCGGCCGUCGGUUUCGCAUAAUACUACGCUUGUUCUCGCGUGGUGUCGAGCGCUCCUCGCUUUGUUCUCGCGUGUUGGCAAGCUCGUGCUCUGCUAUUCCUCAACUGAUUUAGAGACAAUCAAAACAAGACAAACGAUGGAUAGAGCUGGAAGAUAGCGCAAACUGCUUAUUUGUGCAACAAGGAUGCGAACGUUCUAAAAGAAAUUUGUGGUUGUGAGCCAACGAACUCUGAGCUAUUUCACCCCAGAGCUUCUAGUACAGGUCACGGAUUCGGAACCCAGUAAGUUUGUGGAUAAUGCGAUGUGAGUACUCAAAUUAUUAUAGGCAAUAUUUCAAGUUAUUCAUGGUGACGCAGCGAAGAACGUUUCCAAACUCUUGAUUAAGUUCAAUGCAAUCAAAAUUGGUCUGUUGUCGACCGAACCAAACUAAAGUUCUAUUAAACUUUUCCUUAAAGUUACCCAAGCAACACGUUAAGGAAUAAAUAAAGGACAGGAAGGAAUAACGAAAUAGAAACUAGAAACAGAGACGUUUAUAGUUACUAAAUUUUAGUCAAAUUUGACCGGCUUACGAUUGGUCAUUUCAAAAUCACCUCGCUGUGGUACUGGUAGAAUAUAAAAAAUCAUUAUUAGACGCCAAAGAAAACCACACUCACUUAAAUUUCGAUUACACAGUCAGACGUUCUGCUUAGUGGGCAACAGAGACUAGGUUAACAGGCCCCAAGGCAUGUGCUAGGUUGACAUGAAGCUGGCAGAAAAAUAAAAUUUCAUUAGCGUGAAGAAUUUUGCUUGCUAGAAGUACCCCACCGUAAAACUGUCAUUGUUUCUCAGAACUGUUGCUAGAGAAUUGAACUUAAGGAAAACAUUUACGUUAUUGUUUCAAAGUCUUUGAAUAAAAAAAAUGAAAUGAAUUGUUGUUUACAGUUAGGCUUACAAUAGUCUAUUGUCAGGCAAAUUUUUAAGAGUUCCCAAGAGAAGAUUAUGAAUAUGUAAUUGAGGUUCUUGAACUGUUUCAUUUGGGGCCAAAAUGCGAACUUCGUACAAACUAACGCUAAAAAUCUCUCUCUUCGUCGCUAUCAUAUCGGGUGCUUUUUCCAAAGGUUGGAAAGAAGAACCCUUUUACGAAGACUGCAAGUAUGGUGAUGUUUUAGUAGUCGGUCUCUUCAGUCUUCACAGGAAAACUGCAGACGAUGAAUGCGCCACUUCAUUGAACAUUCAGGAGUUUGCUAAUGCACAAGCUAUGGUUUACGCAAUUGACCAGGUAAAUAAGAGCCCGUAUCUACUUCCGAAUAUAACACUGGGUUAUCGGAUUUUUGACACCUGUGGAAUUCCUUCAAGAGCAAACGCCAUGGCAUUCUCAUUGGUGACUGAUAACACUCCAACCGAACGCGGUGAUGUGUCUAACGCAACCACUCCAGACAAACAGGUUUUCAGCUCAUGCCGCGUAAAUGUUUCAACUCGUCCAAUUGCAGCGGUCAUUGGUCCGAGUGAUUCUGCUAGUUCAGUUGUCGUGGCAAGUAUGUUACAAGCUGGGAACACGGCACUUAUCAGUCCUUCGGCAACAAGUGACGAGCUAAGCCUACCUUAUUACGAGACAUUUUUCCGCACUGUACCCCCGGACAGUCAACAAGCCGUAGCAAUCAGUGAUGUCAUCAACUAUUUCAAUUGGACUUACAUUUGGGUAAUCGGUAGCGACAGCUCUUACGGAAGAUAUGGCGUAAGAGCUUUGGAGCAUGUAGCACAUGAGCGAAACACUUUCUGUAUUCACAGCAUAGAUUACAUCCCUUCCGCAAAUUACGAAAACAAAAUUCAGAGAAUCGUCACAAGGUUGAAAAAGGCAACCACUGUCAAAGUCAUCUUGCUUUGGACGGGAGGCAUUUCAACUCUUCAUUAUUUCUUCCAGGAAUGUUACAAACAGAAAUUGUUUGAUCGUACUUGGAUCGCUCCGGAUGGCUGGUCAGAAGCAACUUCUGUGUUAACAUCCUUAUAUUCUCUUGAGUACAGUGCAGUCAUCGGAACUACUUUUCGCCGUUUCAACGCAUCCGGCUUCGAAGAGGAUUUCGUGUCUAUCAACGCGUCUUCACCGCGCUUUCAAAAUGAAUGGUCGAAAGAAUUUUGGCAACAAGUGAACAACUGCUCUCAGUUGCCUUGGAAGGGUUGCGGAGAUCAGCUGACCAGGAUAAACGAGGAUUUAUUUUCAAUCAUGCACUCUACAACCUCAGCUUACGUCAUUGAUGCGGUUCAGGCUGCUGCGCAUGCAAUUGAUGCAGUUUACCGCUGCCAACAAGGCCCAUACAACUUGUCUAAAACCACAUGCCCACUUUCAAAUGCUCUCGCCGACAAUGUGUUACGCUUUCUGAGGAAUGUUCAAUUUCAGGGACUGACGGGUGAUAUUAGCUUUAACGAAAACGGGGAUUCUCUGCGUUCAGUAGCAUACGAUAUCGUCAACUACCAGCUCGUUCCAGGGGAAACUCCUAUUCUUAAACAGGUGGGAACCUGGGGUAGAUUUAAUGAGCAGAGAUUACAGCUUAAGAGGGAGCUGUUAGUGUGGAACAAUGGCAGCAAGGUUGUUCCAUCUUCUCGUUGCAGUGAGUCGUGUCCUCCAGGUACGAGACAAUCUGCAAUCAUGAAUUGUUGCUGGGAAUGUAUCCCUUGUCGGUCUGGCUCAGUAAGUACAAGUUACAGCUCAACAAACUGCACGGCUUGUUUAGCAGAUGAAAAGCCCAAUCAAGGCAAUACAGCGUGUGAGCCUCUUCCGCUGAAUAAUUUAUCUCCUGAUGAUCCUCGAGGCAUCGGCUUAUUAGUGGCUGCGGCAAUUGGUGUCAUCCUUACUUUACUAACGUUUGGAGUAUUUGUGAAAUACCGUACAACUCCGGUAGUAAAAUCUUCAAAUCAAGAACUCAGCUAUGUGUUUUUGCUGAACAUUUUUGUAGCUUUCUUGGCAGCUUGCUUUCUCAUUUUUAAGCCGACUCCGUUUUUAUGCGCGGCAUACAUGUUCGUUGUCCCAAUUUGCGUCAACAUUAGCCUCUCAAUUUUGUUUCUGAAAACUGCUCGCUUGCUUCAUGUAUUUGAUUUCCAGGGGGCUGCAUCGUCGAAGUCUUGCUGGAUUUACAACAGAAAGUAUCAGUUUAUAGCUCUUGGAUCUCUUAAUAUUUUACCUGUGGUUUUCAUUAUCGUCCUCCUAUUUUUUGAACCUCCCAGCGUUCAUGUAAUUAUAGUACCACUCCAUCAUAAGACUAUUACGUGUGAAUACAAUGAGUCUAUCGUUGGAGAGAUAAUUCAUGUUACUAUAUAUGCAUACGAACUUUUUUUGUCGCUGAUGGUGACAUGUUACGCUUUUAGAGCUAGAAAACUGCCAAGCAAUUUCAAAGAGACAAAGUACAUAGCUUUUACCAUGUAUAUUCAGUUAAUCACAUGGGGCCUUGUAAUAGCCAUCUUUACAAGCUUAAAGACAGAGAGGACUCGAACGUUUUUGAACUGUUGUGCUCAACUUUGUAGCGCUUUUAGUUUUCUGCUUUGCAAUUUUGCACCAAAGCUGUUCAUUAUUCUGCUACACCCGGAGAAAAAUACACCUGAGUUUGUGAAAGCUGCCCUUACGCGAGAUACGAUGGCAAAAAUGAUGUCAAACACAUUUCAUCGAUCCAGGAGAACGGUAUCCGAGCCACCUCCCUUGCCGUUAGAGAGCAAUGGUAAGCCUACAUUGGUCAAAGAUGUAAAUUUAAACGAGUCUAACGGCAAAAGAGCUCCGAGGAGAUUUACGUGGAACAGUCCUACGACAAUACGUGAUCAAAUGACGCAUAGAGAUGUUGUGGAGUUGCACAUGCGUAAUGGUAUCUCGCCAACCCAUGUAAAUAGUGCAUCUUCAGAAAGUUGUGGAAAGGGAAUUCUAGUAGAAUCGGGAGAUUGCAACACAGGAAACGAUGGAGAAUGCGCAUUUCAUAACACUGCGAUGACUAUGGACAAGUUGGAAGACCCUGUGAUUCUAAGAAACGAGGAUUAUAAAAGUGUGGUUGAAGAUACUUCCUUGUGA
Molecule: messenger RNA, 17172 nt
Organism: Pocillopora meandrina
Lineage: Eukaryota; Metazoa; Cnidaria; Anthozoa; Scleractinia; Pocilloporidae
Source: the annotation of a GenBank genome assembly